Molecule: messenger RNA, 983 nt
Organism: Phialemonium atrogriseum
Lineage: Eukaryota; Fungi; Ascomycota; Sordariomycetes; Cephalothecales; Cephalothecaceae
Product: Snf7 family
Exons: 1
Coding region: 305-955 (216 amino acids)
Biological process (GO): late endosome to vacuole transport via multivesicular body sorting pathway; vesicle budding from membrane
Cellular component (GO): multivesicular body
Source: RefSeq, a predicted model, not a curated record
AGUAAUUAGGUACCUAUGUUUGUUGCUUGGCGGGGAGGUUCCGGUGGGGCACCAGCUAUCUGGGCUUAAGGAAGUCACAUUGAUUGGCUGAUGCGAGCCUUAGCCUUGCGCCUCCAGCCUUGUCGCUCUGGGCGGCGUGACAUCCCACUUCAGGCGGCCCACACAAAUGAGUUGAUGAGUUGAGCAAGCGAGACAUCAACCACGUAAACCAUCCUCGAAACGUCCUAGACCCUCUUAGACCCGACCGACGCAACAGAUACCCUCCGCGCAGACGGACCUCAACCGAUCAGAAGCACAAAAAGCCAUGAACCGCCUCUUCGGAUCCUCCUCAGGCGCCAAGCCACCUAAGGCGACGCUCGACUCCGCCAUCGGCAACAUCGACACGCGCAUCAGCUCGAUCGACGUCAAGCUGGCGUCGCUCAACGCGGAGCUGACGGCGUACCAGACCAAGCUGGGCAAGAUGCGCGACGGGCCGGGCAAGACGGCCAUCAAGCAGAAGGCGCUCAAGGUGCUGCAGCGGCGCAAGAUGUACGAGGCGCAGCGCGACCAGCUGCAGUCACAGGUGUGGAACAUGGAGCAGGCCCAGACCAUGCAGGACAACCUCAAGAACACAAUGGUCACGGUCGAUGCCCUCAAGCAGACCAACAAGGCCCUGCGCAAGGAGUACGGCAAGGUCGACAUCGACAGGAUCGAGCGCCUGCAGGACGACAUGGCCGACCUGCUCGACGUCGGCAACGAGAUCCAGGAGUCGCUCGCCCGCAGCUACGACGUGCCCGAGGACGUCGACGAGGCCGAGCUCGACGCCGAGCUAGAGGCCCUCGGCCACGAGGUCGACCUCGACCGCGAGCUCGGCGGCCACGAGUCGGCGCUGCCGAGCUUCAUGCAGGACGAGGUGCCCGACUUCAUCGACGAGGCGCCCGUGCAGGCUGGCAAGCUCAAGGAGGCGGCGGGGUGAGGGUAAGGGGACGGAUGCUAUUGUGGGG